Salvelinus fontinalis (brook trout) is the source of this 15045-nucleotide messenger RNA. Its product is annotated as rho guanine nucleotide exchange factor 19-like. The transcript is spliced from 18 exons. Gene Ontology annotation, biological process: activation of GTPase activity; regulation of actin cytoskeleton organization. The record is from RefSeq and is a predicted model, not a curated record. The coding region runs from base 10581 to 13880 and encodes 1099 amino acids. Gene Ontology annotation, molecular function: protein binding; guanyl-nucleotide exchange factor activity. NCBI's taxonomy places the organism in Eukaryota, Metazoa, Chordata, Actinopteri, Salmoniformes, Salmonidae.
GGUCUCCUUUACAAAUGUGCCCUGUAUAUGCCCAAACUAUAACUAUAUAUAAAACAUCAAAUCACCCAGAAAAACAGUUACAUUCCUCCACAAAUGAGUCCCCAAUCAAUACUCUAAAUUGCCCAAACGAAACCAGAACAUCAAGAUGAAAUGUAUUUAGAAUUUUGUUCCAGGAAUACGGUGCAUUAAAACUAAAAGCAGAUCUACCUAGCUCGGUGGAGACCCAAGGAACCUCGAGUUAUCCAAUCCUGUGAACUGGUUACGCAACUCUGGUGUCUAUACUUCAACAGCAAAGUUAGAUAAGACAGCAUUUAUGAAGUAGGGCCUAGUAAACAAAAAGGGAGUAAUGUAGAGAUCUAUGGGUCUUUAGCGAAGUCCAGCCAACCUUUUGAUACAGGAUGCAGUGAUGAGGAUCAGAACUGUCACCGGUCAACAAAACCAAGGGCACUAUGGUAGAUGGCAUCCAAAGGUUUAAGCAGCUGCCCUUUUAAUAAAUAAUAUCACCAUAAUCAAGAACAGAUUAAAAGGUUGACUGAAUAAUCUGCUUCCUACCACUUAGAGAAAGGCACAAUCUGUUUCUGUAGAAAAAUAACUACUUUAAAUCUUAGCUUCUUAACCAGGUCAUCUGUUUUAUAAAUGUCAAAUGUCACGUUCUUUCAAAAUCGAACCCAGAAGCAGACCAGGACAAGGAGAGUAGGAAGAAGGUGAGUAUUUAUUUACAAGUGAAUAUGAAGGGGUAGAAAUAUCCAGGUAGCGUAACGGGCAGCGGUGGUGAGUUGAUGGGAGUGAAUAGGUGGGUCCAAGGGAGUAGCGGAAGCCUCCGACGACCAGGCAGGAAUGGGGUAAGUGAUCCGGGUGAAUAACUGAAGACAGAACAAACGGGGGUAAGUUUCAGGCAAGCAAGACGUACAAAAACAACAAAACAAUUUCUAUCAAGCUGGAGGCUGAUACGCUGGCACAACCUACUGAUUAAGGCUAACGAUCCGGCAGGGAAUGGAUGUCAGGUCCGGGCUUAUGAAGAGGAGAGAUGAUGAUCAGGACCAGGUGCACAGAUAGCUGAUGGGAUACAGGUGCGGUUAAUCUGAGAUCUCCCAACUAGCUAAAACGCCCGGCAACCAGACAGGGUGCGUUCCAGGACACUGGAAAAACACUCCAGAACAGAACACAGGCAACAACCAGACUCAGGAAACGGCAAAAAGGCUCAAAGAUAAAUCAGGUUCAGGGAUAGGAAAUACAAUCAAGGUCAAUAAAAUAAAGAUAAUGUAAAAAAGCCUGUUCACUGAAGUUUUUAAAGUUCCUCUUUGAUGUGACAAGGCUUAGUUUUUUUGUAUUCUCACAUCUCUGACACAAACAACUGGGCAAUAAUCACUAAUGUCUUGGUUGAAGACACCAGUAGAAACAUAAUUCUCUGGUGUAUUCUUUAGGAUAAGAUCAAUCAGAGUUGACUUUGAAGGAUCUUUAGGGUUGGGCAGUGUAGGCUUAGUCACCAGCUGGGUUAGGUUUAGAUAAUUACACAUCGUUUAGAUUGGGAUUUUCAGGCUUCAGACAGACAAUCAUAAUUUAGGUCACCCAGGGUAAUAACUUCUGAUUUAAUAAACUAGUUAACUCCUCGAGUGCAUAAAGGUUAGCGGAGGGAGGAUGUUAGACCUCUAUAACAGUUUGAUUUUUCCCCAGACAAAGGCUUAAAUAUAGCAGCAAAACUAUUUGGGGAAGGGAAAUGGUUUUCAGUAUAGAGACAGCGAAAUGUUUGACAGCUCUGAACACAUUAUAACACUCAAUAUAAAAUAUCAGAGUUCAGAAUGUCCCCAGAGAUCCAAGUUUCAGUCAAUAGCAGAAUGUCCGGAUUCAUCUGCAUAGCCCAGAUUUUGAUGUAAUCCAGUUUAGGAAGUAAGCUCCUAAUGUUCAUAUGCAUCAGCCCAACUCAAACAAGCUAUAUUUAAUAGGAAGUAACAAGGUAUGAGUGACUGUCUGAUGUGCUUAUCUAAAUCUUUUCAGAAUACAUACAUUCACCUCUAUGCCAAAUGUGUUGCUUUUAUCACAUUAAUGAACAAUCGUUAUGGAUAUUUUAGCUUAGCCGUUCCACUACUAAUAAAUCCAUAGAUGGCAGGCCGUUGUGUGUAGGGUGCCGUCUCUGUGGUCACUAAAGAUCCCAUGGCACUUAUCGUAAGAGUAGGGGUGUUAACCCCGGUGUCCUGGCUAAAUUCCCAAUCUGACCUAAUCACCUAAUCAUCCCCAGCUUCCAAUCGGCUCAUUCAUCUGCCCUCCUCUCCUCUGUAACUAUUCCACAGGUUGUUGCUUUAAAUUAGAACGUGUUCUCAAUCAACUUACCUGGUAAAAUAAAACAUGUAAAUACAUGUGGUGUGUCUGUGUUGGCAGGUGGGCUACUUGUUUGACCACCCCUAGACAGUCUUCUUCAGUGUGUUCAUGUCGUUCUGGGCAGUCACCUUCCUGGAGUACUGAAAACGCAAGAUGGCCACCCUGGUUCACCACUGGGACUGCAUGGACUUCCAAGAGGAGGGGGUCUGGAUUAGAGCCAAUUCAUUAAAUGACUUUCAUUCAUUUCAGUUUCUAUACUUUUGUAAUUCUGUGAUGUGUUACCAUACAUAGUGUAAAAACAGAGCUCAGCGGUUAGCAGUCAUCAGCUAACCUUAGGAUGGUCAACUCCUGCUAGUCUGCACAGCACGUUUCAACCCAGAGCUUACCGGACUGCUCUUUCUCCAUCUCCGGUUUCCUACCGCAAGCUCUGAACCUUUUCACCUGGAUCAUCGCAGCUACCUAGCUGCUAUCCGUGUGGCUACCCACCUGGCUAACGUCUCUGUCCCGAAGCAAGCACCAGUGAGCCUGGAACUAGCCUCGUGCUAGGCCCAGCCCCCGGCUAGCUUAAGAGGUCCAUCAGCCACUCCUUGGGCUACAAUACAUAUUUUGCCAAUUGGCCCGAACCCCUUUUACUGCCGACAUGGAGCCCUGCCGAUUCCACCACGACUGGUCUGCCGACGUAAUCCGCCCGAGGGGUGUCAACAGGCUCCUCCGUCGCGACAUUCCCUGAAGGCCCAUCCGCUAGCCGCGGCCCGCUAGCUGUCUAGAGCAUAUCAGACUGCUAGCUGAAGAGGACCAUCAGCCAAUUUCUUGGGCUACAAUACCUAUUUUGCCAAUUGGCCUGGACCCUUUUACUGCCUGGUUCCCCUCUCUGAUUCUCUGCCUCUAACCCUAUUACAGGGGCUGAGUCACUGGCUUACUGGUGCUCUUCCAUGCCGUCCCUAGGAGGGGUGCGUCACUUGAGUGGGUUGAGUCACUGACGUGAUCUUCCUGUCUGGGUUGGCGCCCCACCCUUGGGUUGUGCCGUGGCGGAGAUCUUUGUGGGCUAUACUCGGCCUUGUCUCAGGAUGGUAAGUUGGUGGUUGAAGCUAUCCCUCUAGUGGCGUGGGGAUGUGCUUUGGCAAAGUGGGCGGGGUUAUAUCCUGCCUGUUUGGCUCUGUCCGGGUGUAUCAUCGGAUGGGGCCACAGUGUCUCCCGACCCCUCCUGUCUCAUCCUCCAGUAUUUAUGCUGCAGUAGUUUAUGUGUCGGGGGGCUAGGGUCAGUCUGUUGUAUCUGGAGUACUUCUCCUGUCUUAUCCGGUGUCCUGUGUGCUCUCUCUAAUUCUUUCUUUCUCUCUCUCGGAGGACCUGAGCCCUAGGACCAUGCCUCAGGACUACCCGGCAUGAUGACUCCUUGCUGUCCCCAGUCCACCUGGCCGUGAUGCUGUUCCAGUUUCAACUGUUCUGCCUGCGGCUAUGGAACCCUGACCUGUUCACUGGACGUGCUACCUGUCCCAGACCUGCUGUUUUCAACUCUCUAGAGACAGCAGGAGCAGUAGAGAUACUAUGAAUGAUCGGCUAUGAAAAGCCAACUGACAUUUACUCCUGAUGUGCUGACAUUUACUCCUGAGGUACUGUGAUUAUUAUUAUUUGACCAUGCCGGUCAUUUAUGAACAUUUGAACAUCUUGGCCAUGUUCUGUUAUAAUCUCCACCCGGCACAGCCAGAAGAGGACUGGCCACCCCUCAUAGCCUGGUUCCUCUCUAGGUUUCUUCCUAGGUUUUGGCCUUUCUAGGGAGUUUUUCCUAGCCACCGUGCUUCUACACCUGUAUUGCUUGCUGUUUGGGCUUUUAGGCUGGGUUUCUGUACAGCACUUUGAGAUAUCAGCUGAUGUAAGAAGGGCUAUAUAAAUAAAUUUGAUUUGAUACACAGAGCCCUGCCAAUCCAACACGACUGGUCUGCCGACGUAACCGUCCGAGGGAGCUACAGCAGACUUUCUUCCGUCGCGACGUCCCCCCUAAGGCCCUUCUGCUAUCCCCGGCCCGCUAGCUGUCUGAAUCGCCGUGUCUCAUGCCUCCAACUGGUGAUUGGAGGCUAUGAUCAGUCGGCUACGCACGCCUCUCCCCAAUGUCAAUAUGUCUUGUCCAUUGCUGUUUUGGUUAGUGAUUAUUGUCUUAUUUCACUGUAGAGACUCCAGCCCUGCCUAAUAUGCCUUAGCUAGCCCUUUUGUUUCACCUCCCACACAUGCGGUGACCUCACCUGUUCUAAAUUAUGUCUCUAGAGACACAACCACUCUCAUCGUCACGCAAUGCCUAGGUUUACCUCCACUGUAUUCACAUCCUACCAUACCCUUGUCUGUACAUUAUGCCUUGAAUCUAUUCUUCCACGCCCAGAAACCUGUUCCCUUUACUCUCUGUUCUGAACGCACUAGACGACCAGUCCUUAUAGCUUUUAGCCGUACCCUUAUCCUACUCCUCCUCUGUUCCUCUGGUGAUGUAGAGGUUAAUCCAGGCCCUGCAGUGCCUAGCUCCACUCACAUUCCCCAGGCGCUCUCAUUUGUUGAUUUCUGUAACCAUAAAAGCCUUGGUUUCAUGCAUGUUAACAUUAGAAGCCUCCUCCCUAAGUUUGUUUUACUCACUGCUUUAGCACACUCUGCCAACCCGGAUGUCCUAGCCGUGUCUGAAUCCUGGCUUAGAAAGGCCACCAAAAAUGCUGAAAUUUCCAUCCCUAACUAUAACACUUUCCGACAAGAUAGAACUGCCAAAGGGGGUGGAGUUGCAAUCUACUGCAAUGACAGCCUGCAGAGUUCUGUCAUACUAUUCAGGUCUGUGCCCAAACAAUUCGAGCUUCUACUUCUAAAAAUCCACCUUUGCAGAAACACGUCUCUCACUGUUGCCGCUUGUUAUAGACCACCUUCUGUCCCCAGCUGUGCCCUGGACACCAUAUGUGAAUUGAUUGCCCCCCCAUCUAUCUUCAAAGCUCGUACUGUUAGGUGACCUAAACUGGGACAUGCUUAACACCCCGGCUGUCCUACAGUCUAAGCUAGAUGCCCUCAAUCUCACACAAAUUAUCAAUGAACCUACCAGGUACAACCCCAAAUCUGUAAACACGGGCACAUAGAUAUCAUCCUGACCAACCUGCCCUCUAAAUACACCUCUGCUGUCUUCAACCAGGAUCUCAGCGAUCACUGCCUCAUUGCCUGUGUCCGUAAUGGGUCUGCAGUCAAGCGACCACCCCUCAUCACUGUCAAACGCUCCCUAAAACACUUCAGCGAGAAGGAUGCCUGGUAAUUCUUUAAAAGUGCUUUCCUCACCAUCUUAAAUAAGCAUGCCCCAUUAAAAAACAUUAUACCAGGAACAGAUAUAGCCCUUGGUUCACUCCAGACCUGACUGCCCUUGACCAGCACAAAAACAUCCUGUGGCGUACUGCAUUAGCAUCGAAUAGCCCCCGUGAUAUUCAGCUUUUCAGGGAAUAUACAAUAUACACAGGCAGUUAGGAACGCAAAGGCUAGCUUUUUCAAACAGAAAUUUGUAUCCUGUAGCACAAACUCCAAACAGUUCUGGGACACUGAAGUCCAUGGAGAAUAAGAGCACCUCCUCCCAGCUGCCCACUGCACUGAGGCUAGGAAACACUGUCACCACCGAUAAAUCCACGAUAAUUGAGAAUUUCAAUAAGCAUUUUUCUACGGCUGGCCAUGCUUUCCACCUGGCUACCCCUACCCCAGUCAACAGCCCUGCCCCCCCACAGCAACUUGCCCAAACCUCCCCCAUUUCUCCUUCACCCAAAUCCAGAUAGCUGAUGUUCUGAAAGAGUUGCAAAAUCUGGACCCAUACAAAUCAGCUGGGCUAGACAACCUGGACCCUCUCUUUCUGAAAUGAUCUGCCGUAAUUGUUGCAACCCCAUUACUAGCCUGUUCAACCUCUCUUUCGUAUCGUCUAAGAUCCCCAAAGAUUGGAACGCUGCCGCGUCUUCAAAGGGGGAGACACUCUAGACCCAAACUGUUACAGACCUAUAUCUAUUCUACCCUGCCUUUCUAAGGUCUUCGAAAGCCAAGUUAACAAACAGAUCACCGACCAUUUCGAAUCCCACCGUACCUUCUCCGCUAUGCAAUCUGGUUUCCGAGCUGGUCAUGGGUGCACCUCAGCCACGCUCAAGGUCCUAAACGAUAUCAUAACAGCCAUUGAUAAAAUAAUACUGUGCAGCCGUAUUCAUUGACCUGGCCAAGGCUUUCUCAUCAGACUUGGUUUCUCAAACUACUGCCUCGCCUGGUUCACCAACUACUUCUCAGAUAGAGUUCAGUGUGUCAAAUCGGCCUGUUGUCCGGACCUCUGGCAGUCUAAGGGGGUGCCACAGGGUUCAAUUCUCUGGCCGACUCUUUUCUCUGUAUACAUCAAUGAUGUCGCUCUUGCUGCUGGUGAUUCUCUGAUCCACCUCUACGCAGACGACACCAUUCUGUAUACUUCUGGCCCUUCUUUGGACACGGUGUUAACUAACCUACAGACGAGCUUCAAUACCAUACAACUCUCCUUCCAUGGCCUCCAACUGCUCUUAAAUGCAAGUAAAACUAAAUGCAUGCUCUUCAACCGAUCGCUGCCCGCCCGUCCAGCAUCACUACUCUGGACGGUUCUGACUUAGAACAUGUGGACAAUUACAAAUACCUAGGUGUCUGGUUAGACUGUAAACUCUCCUUCCAGACUCACAUUAAGCAUCUCCAAUCCAAAGUUAAAUCUAGAAUUGGCUUCCUAUUUUGCAACAAAGCAUCCGUCACUCAUGCUGCCAAACAUACGCUCGUAAAACUGACCAUCCAACCGAUCCUCGACUUCGGCGAUGUCAUUUACAAAAUAGCCUCCAAUACCCUACUCAAUAAAUUGGAUGCAGUCUAUCACAGUGCCAUCCGUUUUGUCACCAAAGCCCCAUAUACUACCCACCACUGCGACCUGUACGCUCUCGUUGGCUGGCACUCGCUUCAUACUCGUCGCCAAACCCACUGGCUCCAGGUCAUCUACAAGACCCUGCUAGGUAAAGUCCCCCCUUAUCUCAGCUCGCUGGUCACCAUAGCAGCACCCACCUGUAGCACGCGCUCCAGCAGGUAUAUCUCUCUGGUCAUCCCCAAAACCAACUCCUCCUUUGGCCGCCUCUCCUUCCAGUUCUCUGCUGCCAAUAUCUGGAACGAACUACAAACAUCUCUGAAACUGGAAACACUUAUCUCCCUCACUAGCUUUAAGCACCAGCUGUCAGAGCAGCUCACAGAUUACUGCACCUGUACAUAGCCCAUCUAUAAUUUAGCCCAAACAACUACCUCUUCCCCUACUGUAUUUAUUUAUUUAUUUAGCUCCUUUGCACCCCAUUAUUUAUAUUUCUACUUUGCACAUUCUUCCACUGCAAAUCUACCAUUCCAUUGUUUUACUUGCUAUAUUGUAUUUACUUCGUCACCAUGGCCUUUUUUUGCCUUUACCUCCCUUAUCUUAUCUACUCAUCUACUCCCUUAUCGUAUUUUCGAAUUGUUAUCACAGAAUGUUAAUUCUGAGUUUGUCCUGAUGGGUGAUCUGAAUCAGGACUGGUUAACAUCUAGCUCUGAUCAACUCAAUAUUCUAUGCAAUACCUAUAAUCUCACUCAGAUUGUCAACAGUGUAACGAGGUUGAGUAUAAAAUAUCCUCUGAAAUCCUCUUUGAUUGGUUUGAUCUUAACCAAUACUCCUCAUCGUUUUAAUGCUUCUGGUAUUUUUGCAAAUUACAUAAGUAAUCACUCUGCUAUUGCAUGUGUGAGAGAUCGUAAAAUUCCUAAAAUCUCCACCUGUUAUUACGAAAAGAAACUGGAAGCAGUUUGAUAUUCAAGGUUUUUUACAUGCUGUAUCUAGCAUGGAAUGGAAUUGAUCCCUGGUGUUGAACUAGCCUUUUCUUACUUCCACAACACAUUCCAGGAUGUAUGCAAUAGGCCCCUUUUAAAACAAAUCAGGAUUAAGGGCAGAGAGAACCCUUGGUUUACUAAGGAACUUACAAAAAUCAUAAGGGAACGAAAUGCUAUGUGGGCUAAAGCAAGAGGGACUGGUUUGGCAGAUGAUUGGAUGGCUUUUAAACGUCUUUCGAAAUAUGGGUGUGGCUAUGAUCCGUAAAUUGAAAACAGACCACUAUCUGAAAUCUACUUCACAUAGUUUAAAUAAUCCAUCCAAAUUUUGUCAAGUAGUGAAGGGUUUGGAGUGCAAAAAGAUACACAGCUUCCCAAACAGUUGUUGGUAGACACACAGAUUGUAACUGAGAGAACCUCCAUUCUGAAAGCCCUGAAUCAGCCUUUUUUAGAUGCCGGCACUUUAUUUGAAAAGGCCAAAGGUAUAAUUGAGCCCCCUAUGAAUUUACCUGACACCCCUGUGCACUCCUUCACCAGGUUCUCAUUUUCAUCCUUUUCUGUUUCAGAAGUGUGUAAAGCCCUGAAAGAAAUUGAUGGGAAAAAUCUGUUUCCUACACCUAGCUGCAGACAUCAUUGCUCCCCCUUAACAUGUAUUUUUAACCUCACACUUGAUGUUAAGGAAAUCCCCAAGUUAUGGAAAUCUGCUUUUGUACUGCCUCUCCUGAAAGGUGGAGAUCCUUCGCUACUUGACAACUAUCGACCCAUAUCAAAAUUAUCUGUACUGUCAAAGGUACUGGAGUCCUUUAGUUAGUAGGCAGCUAAAGGCCUACUUCCAAGACAACAACAUCAUAAAUGGAAUGCAAUCAGGUUUUAGGUCUGGCCACAACACUGUUUCAGCAACAUUGAAGGUUUUAAAUGACAUGCACUGUGCUCUUGAUAAGAAGUUACAUUGUGUGUGUGUCUUUAUUGAUUUGUCGAAGGCUUUUGACACCGUGGACCAUGCUGUGUUAGUGCAAAGGUUAAAAUGUUGUGGAAUUACUGAUCAUGCUCUAGAUUGGUUUAUAAAUUAUCUAUCAAAUUGUACACAAUGUGUAAUGGCGGAUGGUUGUAAAUCUAAGUCCAUAGAGGUGUGCUCAGGUGUUCCGCAAGGUUCUAUUUUGGGCCCACUGCUGUUCAUUUUGUAUAUCAACAACAUUGGGGAUCUUAUUGAAACAGCGAAUGUACAUUUUUAUGCAGAUGAUACUGUUCUUUAUUCAAGUGGUAGUAGUUUAUCUUUAUCUUUUGAAAAUGCCCAAAGAUCAUUUAACAUCAUACAACAGAAUCUAUAUGAUUUAAAGCUGGUUCUAAAUUCAGGUAAAACAAAAUGCAUGGUAUUUUCAAAUGCCAAGCAUGUUACUAAUCAUGUCAUUGCUACAUUGGCUGGACAUACUAUAGAGCAAGUUAAAGUGUACAAAUAUUUAGGUGUGUGGGUUGAUGAUAAGCUAAGCUGAGCUUCACUGUGCAUGUAGAGAACGGAAGCUCAAGCUGAAAAUAGGUUUUUAUUACCGGCAUAAGGCUUGUUUUUCUUUUGAGGCCAGGAGGGAACUGGUAUGAUGUACAUUACUGGCGGUUUUAGAUUUUAGUGAUGUUAUAUAUAUAUAUAUAUAUGCCUCAGCCACUACCCUGAGAUCACUUGAUUCAGUGUAUCAUGCAGCCCUCAGGUUCAUUACAAAUCAAAAACGUUUAACACAUCAUUGUGAUCUCUACAGCGCUGUUGGCUGGUCGUCAUUGACCUUGCGUAGGCUUAAACACUGGUAUACACUGAUUUAUAAGGCCAUAUUGGGUAAAAUGCCAUUUUAUCUCUGUUCUUUUUUAGUCAGGUCGGUAAAUAAAUAUCGAUUACUGUCCCAUUCUGAUUUGCUUCUAACAGUACCAAAAAUUAGUACAGGUCAUGGUAGAAAUAGUUUUAGUUACUUAGCUCCGUGGUCCUGGAAUUCUCUCCUGAACAUUUAAAAAUGUGAUGAUCUAGUAUCAUUGGUGGAGUUUAAACACUUGAUCGAUGUAUAUAUCAUAGAAGAGUGUAAUUGUUUUUAGGCCAGCUGUUUUUAGUAAAGACUUGUGUUUUUAACGUAAAAUGUUUUUGUUGUACUGUAUGUGUGUUUAUAGUUUUGUUUGCUGUUGUUUUAGUGUAUGUAAGUUGUUUUGUCUGAAACGUUGUUCCCCUGCUGCUAUUGGACCAGGUCUCUCUUGGAAGUCGCGUAGUGAUGACCUCAUCACCAGUGUUCUGUAUUUCUUUCAAUUCCAAAAUUGGUCUGGAAAUAUUUGGUCUGAAAACAUCUUGAUAAAGUUACAUUUUGUAAUGUCCUUUUAAGCAGUAUAUUGAAAGGAUUAUAAUAUUAUUAUGUCGUGUUUUUAUCAUUUCUGUUCAUUUUAAUUUACUGUACCAUCUAAAAUGAUUUUGUAUGUCAAUCUACCCCUUUCAGGCUUUCUUGAUUGCCUUCACACCAGGUUUCUUACCACGACUGCUUUACCAGUACAAGUUUGACAACAAUCUGAACGGAUAUGUUCAUUUCACUCUGGCCUAUGCUCCGCCCAGCUACACCAGCCAUCCCAUGUGCAGAUAUAAAGCCUUAAGGGACAGCAAUGGAAAUUACACUCUGGUUUACUGGGAACUCCUGGCUGUAAGGUUAGGCUUCAUCAUCGCUUUCAAGCUUGUAGUGUUUUUCUUCCUGCAAGCGAUAGACUGGAUGGUGCCGGAUGUCCCUGAGUCUCUGGAGCUGAAGAUGAAGAGAGAGCGCUACUUGGCUAAGCAGGCCCUGGCUGACAGUCAGGAGGCCCUGUUGGUGAGUCAACGUGCCCCGGCCUCCAGCCCAGUCAUGCUUCCCGGGUAUGGAUUCUCCCCUCUCCCUGACUUCCAGCCUCACCUCCAUGCCUUCCGUUGCCGAGGAGAGUGUCCCAGCAUGUGGUUCCCGGUCUCAGGCGAGUCCCAGGCUUUGAGCGAGGCCCGGGACGACAGGCCUCUCCUGCGGCAGUGCCAGCACAACCACAUCGCCGUGUGUCAGCAGGAGCUGCAGCCGCCUGUGACCCCCAGCGACAACGGCCAUGGAUCACCUAUUGCAGACGCUCAGCACUUCACCCCUUUGCCUCUGAAUCAUCGCAAACACACAAGGACUGAAGCAGAAAAUGGCGGCUGGAGGAGUAACCCUGAUCAAGACACUGAUACUGAUAUGGACCUGAGUUCAGACUCUCAGAUGCUAGGGGGCGACGUUGAGCUUUUUAUCCGGGAAGAUAGGAGGACUGACACUCCAGGGCAAGAGAAGUGUGAGAGACCCAUGGUAGUGUCGACGGUGUUUCGUCCCCUCCACACAGCCCUCAGCCUGCCCCUGUUCCUCCCUCUGUCCUCCCUGUACAGGGACACAGACUACUGUAACUCUCAGCCACCUAGCUCUCCAUCCUCACAUGAGCCUCUGGAGCUGCAGACCCCAGACACCUGUCGACCCCAGAGGAGGACGUCACAGGGCUCACUCAAGGAAAAGUCAAUCCGGCGUAAGAUGCGAGUGUACUCACCAGACAGCCUGAGUGAUGAUUCUCUGGUCAGCCCCAUUCUGGAUGGCGACUACCUCUUCCCCGGACCCUUCGAUUCCUUCCUGGAGGAGGACAUCGGGGGAGACCCUGUAGAUGCCACGAGUCCCUCAUCAACAGGGGGGACACCCAACCCCCGAAAGACUCCACCUUUUUCCGCAGAGCCGCUGCAGUUGUCAGAGCACUCAUCUGUCUUGAACUGUGGGGCUGUAGAGAAUUCCUCGGCCACCGGAGGAAGCUCUUUAGCCCGCUCCAGUAUGGCGGAACACGAGCGGCGUCGCUUCUCAGCCUCUGAACUGAUCUCACGGCUACAGCUUUCCCAGAGGAAGAACUCGUUCACACUAAAGCUUGGCAAGUCGCUGUCAGCUCGCGUGGCCUCCCGCGACAGGCAGAACUCCAGCAACUUCAGCUCUGACUAUAAGUCCACUUCCAGGCAUCGUGGCUCAGGUGGUGCCAGUGACAGCGCCCCCCAUAGUCCAGUAGGACCUGCACCGCAACUGCCAUCUGCUGACAAUAAUACGCAACAACAACGACGUAGCACCGGAUUCACAAUCAAAAAUUUGAGAAAGAAAUCCAUUGAGGAUGAUUGGUGUACUCCUCCCACAGUCAGCAGAUCCAAUCGUCUGUCACGGUUUCUCCCCAGCUCAAUUCUGUACCAGGAGUACAGUGAUGUUGCAAUCAACCGAGAAAUCCUGAGGCAGCAGGGGGAGGAGCCAGGUGCUGAGGAGGAGGGGCUAAGGGAGGAAGGGGCUGGGGAGACUCCAUCUCCAUCUAAUCUGUCUCCAUCCAGCUCCUUUUGCUCCUCGUCACGAGGCUCCGCCUUCUCGCUGUGGCAAGACAUCCCUGAUGUCCGGACCAGUGGUCAGCUGGACAACUUCAGCAACGUGGAGCGCAAACUACAGGAGGCCAAGUUUGAGCUGGUGACAUCAGAGGCGUCGUACAUACGGAGCCUGACCAUCGCAGUGGACCAUUUUAUGCUGUCCCAGGAGCUGGGGGAGUGUCUGGGGACCCAGGACAGACAGUGGCUCUUCUCCAAGCUCCCCGAAGUCAAGGACGUCAGUGAAAGGUUCCUGCAGGACCUGGAGCACAGGCUGGAGGAAGACAUCUUGCGUUUUGACGUGUCUGACAUCGUCCUGGCCCACUGUCCCGCCCUGCGCAGGGUCUACCUCCCCUACGUGACCAACCAGGCCUACCAGGAACAGACCUACCAGCGCAUGUUACAGGAGAAUGCUCGCUUCCCAGGUAUCCUGGCUCGUUUGGAAGAAGACCCCAUCUGCCAGCGUCUUCCCCUCGCCUCCUUCCUCAUACUCCCCUUCCAGAGGAUCACACGGCUCAAGAUGCUGGUGGAGAAUAUCCUAAAGAGGACAACACCAUGCUCUAGGGAUGAGGACACAGCCACCAAGGCCUUCAAUGAGCUGAAAAAGAUUAUAAAGGAAUGUAACUCCAGUGUGCAGUCAAUGAAGAGGAUGGAAGAGCUCAUUCACCUCAAUAAGAAGAUCCACUUUGAGGGCAAGAUAUUCCCUCUGAUCUCCCAGUCUCGCUGGCUGGUCAAGCAUGGAGAACUGCUAGAAGUGGACACACAGACCAUGAGUAUUUCUGGGUCAAAGUUCAAGUUGCCCACAAGGCCUGUGUACCUGCAUCUGUUCAAUGACUGUCUUCUGCUGUCCAGGAGGAAGGACACGUGGAAGUUCAUGGUGUUUGUUCACGCUAAGAUCGGGCAGCUGAAGGUGAAGGACCUCAGUCAGAAGCUUCAGGGCAUCUCAGGUUUCAUCUUCCACCUGCAGCUGUGUGAAGGCUGGCAACUCAAACACCAGAUCCUACUCAAGGCCCAUACUGAGAGUGGGAAACAAAGAUGGAUCACAGCCAUGUUCCCCUCUGAUCCUUUGGAAGAUAUUGAGCAGGCCACUGAGAAUGAUGAUCUUUCCCAAGUUCAAUGCAUCAAGAGUUACCAGGCCCAAGAGCAUGACGAGCUUACAUUGGAGAAGGCUGAUAUUCUUCAAGCCAAGACCAUUACAAGUGACGGCUGGGUGGAGGGCAUUCGGCUGUCAGACGGGGAGCGGGGCUGGUUCCCCAAAACCAACGUGGAGGAGAUCACAAGUCGCAGUGCGCGUCUCCGCAACCUCAGAGAAAACAUCCGCAUUAAGUGUGUCACACAGAAACUGGAAGAGGAGCUCUUUUAAGUGUCCUUUCCAUCCUGCAGCUUUUCAUUUACUUGGAAUGUCCAAUCAAACAGGGCAGCAACUCUCAACCCGUAUCCAUUAGACCCAGCUUUUUGUGUGUGUGUGUGUGUGUGUGUGUGUGUGUGUGUGUGUGUGUGUGUGUGUGUGUGUGUGUGUGUGUGUGUGUGUAAGUAAAGAAAUAACACAACAGUAAAAAUAUAUUUGAAAAUAAGAGUAGCAAGGCUAUAUACAGACACCGGUUAGUCAGGCUUAUUGAGGUAGUAUGUACAUGUAGGUAUCGUUAAAGUGACUAUGCAUAUAUGAUGAACAGAGAGUAGCAGUAGCGUAAAGGAGGGGUUGGUAACACCCGUUAUACAACAUCAGUUUCAGAUGAUCUGGAUGUGGGAGUUUUAUUUAGUCUGCAGGUGCUCAGAAGGACAGUAUUUUUGGCAUAGCUCGAGCAUAAGCAAUAUUCUUAAAAAAUAUGGUUAUCCAGCUGCAUAGCAGUAAUUUUCUUUCACUCAUGCUUGCUAUGACUGCAUAUACAGUACAACUACUGUAACACAACUACGGGAAUACUGUAUCAGAAACCAAGCAUUUUUCUUUGCCCCCAAGCACUGUAAUCGGAAUAAACAUAAUUCCAGACAUCACUUUCAACAAAACAUUAAGAACUACAGUGUUUGUACAUCUUCCCUGUCUUUUGACUUUCACUGUUAGUUACACCCUAUUGACAAUAAGAGUUGUUUACGCGUAGACAAAAAUUAAGAUAGUAGCACAUUAUAUUAUUGACUAACCACUACUACCAUCUACAUGCUGAUGUUCACCAUUCCAGUGACACAUUAAAUAUUUUUUAAAUAUAGUUUAAAAAAAAGUUGUUAGUACUAAUUUAAAUGUUUGCUGUUGUGUAUUUCUUUAUCCUCCUAUAGCUGGUUAUUCUCUAUGGAGAUAAUGAUGUACAUUUACAUAGUGUAGAUGUACUUGUUUAAAUGAGUAAUGGCUAAUUUACUAUUAUGACUGUAAUUUAUGAAAAAUAUGCCAUACCAUUUUAACAAAUCUUAGAACUUAUAGUAGAGAAAUAUAAAUAACAAAAGACUAAUAAUACAUGCGCUACUUGAGAUUUCUGGUUGUGAACACAAUACUUUAAAUGUUUUACCCCUGAAAUAAAGGCACAUACUUUUCAGUGUUU